Molecule: messenger RNA, 7826 nt
Organism: Symsagittifera roscoffensis
Lineage: Eukaryota; Metazoa; Xenacoelomorpha; Acoela; Convolutidae
Exons: 16
Coding region: 42-7313 (2423 amino acids)
Biological process (GO): centrosome-templated microtubule nucleation; protein localization to centrosome; centrosome duplication
Cellular component (GO): pericentriolar material; centriole; cytoplasm
Molecular function (GO): protein kinase binding
Source: RefSeq, a predicted model, not a curated record
AAUUGUGUACAUAAAAACCUUGGGUGAUUUGUGUAUUUUGAAUGGCAUCCCAGGGUCCCCUAGACAAACAGAAACGCAACGAGAAUCUGCAGACGACAUCACAGACUUCGAAUAGCGAAGGAGACACUAAUUUGUCAACUCAAAAUACUAACCCCAAUAACAGAAACUCAUCGGGUCCCAUCUCUUCGCUUGUGAAUGGAAGGAACACUCCGUCAGUUGAUGGAUUCAGUCCGGGACAAUCGAGAAUUGAAACUGGCUUGCAAACCAACCCAAGUCCGGUUACUUUCGUGACUCAAGGUGCAAGCAAGAAGAAACCGAGAAAAGGUCCAACUCAAAGAGAGAGCCAGCAGAAUUAUGCAACGGCUAAUGGGCCCAAUAGUUCAUAUUCGAAACAGGGUAAGGAGAAUGAAAGAAGAGGAUCGACUAGUACUAAUGAAUAUGCGAAUUCGAGAGGAAUGACUGCUGGACGAAAGGAUGUGAAGUCGAGUGAAAAUGGCGGAGGCGGAGUGAGUAAUAAGUCGAGAAGCUACGAAGACGUUUCAGCGAGUGGGGCAGACAGAACGCAGAACUCGUCACUAGAUUCGAACGACUCGCAGUCGACUCUGACGUCAUCGAAUUCAUUCAACUCGAGUAUAACUGCAAACUCACUGCAGGGUUCAUCACGCGGAAGUGUAUCCUCCUCCAAAUCAUUUUCAUCUCCAAAAAAGAGUCACAAUCAUCAUGGCAACCAAAACAAAUCACACUACCCUAUGCAGCACAGCAAUAACAGAGGCUAUCAAGGUCACAAUGAGGGUCACAAUGCUCAUCACUAUUAUGUGAACAAAAACCCGAUGAACAGAAACAACAAGGCAAGAGGGCGCGGUGUGGGAGCACAGUCGGCGUUGAAUUACGGAGCACCAUAUCAGAAUCAGAAUGCAAGGUACAACAGAGCAGGAAACCGCAACGGGGGCAAUAUGCAAGGGCCAUCUGGCGGAGGGACAGGAGGAAACGCUUUUCCUGGUCAGAGGAAUGGGGACAACUCAUCGAAAGGUUACCAAAGGUCGAAGACCCAGAACAACUCCAUGCACCACCAGAGCAGAGACGACCAUCAAGGUUAUGAGAUGAAUAACGUGAAUAACGACAGAUAUGCUCGUUCACCUGUCGAUCUUCUGGCUGUACUGCGACCACCCCAGCUAGCUUCAGAGGGGUCUAGUAUUUGCACAGUACCGUCUCUACCAACCCAACAAGCAGCCUCUGUGGUCGCCUCGAAUGAAGAUACGACUCAUGUGGCCAAUCAGUCAACAACUACAACUUACUUUUCGCGAUCUCCGAACGGAACCAAUUCUUCUUCCGUGGCACCCAGUCCCUCUCAGACUCCUAGUCUAAAUCAGAAGGGUUUGAAUUCCAACGAAAUGGGAUCUACCCAGGAUCAGGACCAGAUGAUGUCAUGUGUAGUUAACCACUCGUUCCAAGUAUCCCAAGCACAAAUGACAACUGCGAGGCCAGACGUAAGCUCGGAGUCAGUACCAUUCUUCGCCACAAAUUCAUUUGCACACCCCACUGUACGAGACGUGAACAACAAUCCUCCGAAUGGAAAGAAGUCUACUAGAGCGGAAGGCAAUAACGAGCGCAAUUAUUCUAAUAUGAGCAACAGUUUAAAUCAGAACUCUUCGAAUUACUCGUCCAAAAAGAAGAACAGGAACCAGCAGAAUUCGGGAAACAGAAACAAUUAUAGCGACGUUAACAAGAGCUUUGCGGGCAACGGAAAUCGAGGGUACAAUAACGGUAACGGUACAGCUACCUCAAAUUCUCAAUCAAUGAACCCAGGAGCCCAGUUUCCGUAUGCUGGAACUAAUCUAACAGCAGCCAAAACCGUCAUGAAUAACAUGGUUCGUCACCCUUUGCUGGGCACAUUCAGUGCCGCGGACGUAGUCAGAAGUGACAUGCAGUUGAUGACAGAAUUAGUUAAUAAUAACUUCAUUUCACCAAUCAACUCGAUGCCUUUGCAAAUCAAUCUCAUUCGUGCUCUGAAUGAAACUAUGGCACUGCAAACUAAUUCGUUGCAGGGACUCCAGCGCGAAUCUGCCGCUGUUAAUGCGGCAAAUAAAGGCAAUAAUCCAGCAAUGAGUUCUGGCAAUAAUUCCAUGAUGAAUGGGGUCAUGACGUCAGCAAGUAGCAGCAUGAGUAGCAUGGAUCAGCCAAGAGUGUCCUCGGCGUCACCAGUGGUUUCGGCUCCAACUUCGGUCCCACCAUCUGUAGCGGCACUCAUUGGUUCAAAUUUGACGCCUGUAGUUCCGGUAACAACUCCAGUUGCUGCCCAGAUGGGGCAAAUGGGACUUCUGAAUAUGUUUUCACCAAAUGUUCUCAAUUCGAAUCCGGGCUUUCAAGUACCGUCGUGUGCGUCGGGGCAAGCGUCUCCUGCAAUGUCUCCGAUACAGCAACAGAACCAACAGAUAGGGACUAUUUCGGCUCAGCAGCUGGAGGCACAUUUGAACCCGACUUUCGGACAGCUGUUUAGAAGCAACACAUUGCAGAUGGUGAAUAAUCAAUUAUAUCAGCAGCAUCUCAACAAUUCUAAUCUGUCAGAUGCGGCCAGCUUGUUUCAAUUCUUUCCAGUGAACAAGGUGUUUCAGAACAUGAGCAAUGCUUUAAACAACUCAAGACUUGCGAACCAAUGGCCCACGCCGGUUACGUCAUCGCCGACUCCCGCUGCGACAUCCUACUAUGGGUCAAAUGACAACAACACAGGGACAAACAUGCAACAUCAUCAUCACACAAUGCAGGAUUACAACAAUGGGGUGCAUCAAGGGUAUAACAGUCGAAACAGUCAAGCUCAACAGGGAGCGCAUAACAGUCACGGUGGUCACGAGAUGAAACAGGAGGCACAUAAUAAAGGGACGUCAAAAUAUAAUCAGUCAAGUCGUCAUGAAAGCGAGAAACGAGACGCGAGGGCAAGAAACUUGUAUGAAAGCAUGUCAGAAAUCUCCGAUCGAAAUAAAUCGAUGACUCCAGCUUCACAAAGCCAACAAUCAACAUUAAACACAUCGGAUGACAAUUCUAACAGACGAAGAUUUGCCAAGCGAGACAUGCAGAUGCAGAUACAGCCUAGUUACGGAAAAAACACUAUUUCAUCGCAGUUCCAAUAUCAGAAGCGGUGCAAGAAGGAUACGUUCUGCGUUGUCAUUCCAGACGAAGUGGGAACAUCAGCCUACUAUUGUACAAAUGUACUCUAUGAGAUCCCAAUUCAGAUUUGGAACCCUACAGUUUGGAAGAUGGAGAUCGCAACUAAGAUCAGAAACAGCACGAACACUCGUCAUUUGAUGCCAUUUGCUGAAUACCCUUUCCAGACAGAAGGAAGUUUCUUGUUAGGAUCAAAUGAAACCACUAAAUUGAAAGUAUUCUUUAAAAGCCAAUAUCCUGCGGAUUACGUUGCGGAGUUGGUGGUUGAGGCAAAAUCUCUGAGAAAUAACAUGGACACUCGCCAGGAGUCAUUUGUAAAGAGCGUCAAAAUCAGUGCAAAUGCCGAUGACAUGCACAUUGUGCCCUUCCGGAUGCUUCCAAGCGGGACCUAUUCGGAGAUACCACAUAACCAGUUGAAUCUGCUGCCAAUGAAACCUGGAACCAGCCAGCUGACCGAAGUAAUCGUCCAAAACAGAUCAAGAGUGACUGCCAAUGUCUACAUGGUCAUCAAUCAGCAGCAACAGUCAGGGCCAAGUGUCGGUGUGAGCAAAUUCAAUGAGUUGCAAUUGGAGCGUCCCUUGAGCAAGUUGUCGUACAAUACGCACGGCUAUGUGGAUCUUGGUGCGAACGGCAUCAACUACGAUCAAUUUACGCUCACUUUGAAGACCAAAGUCCCUUUGUAUUGCAAGGACACAAAGGCAAAAGUGAAACUGACUAUAUAUGCUAUCAGUCAACGAGACCAGCAUUUUCUCUGCAAUUUGGAUGUGAACAUACAAGUAGAACAACCAAAGCUGCAUCUCUACACACAACAGAUUGAGAUGCACGAAGAGGUUCUGGAUUGGAGCUUGCCUGUGCGUAACUGUAGUCCUCGAUACCACUACGUGACCUUCAACUGCAACAGUCCCGCUUUCGCCGUCAACCCUGUGGAGAUGGACAUCCCGCCCUACAUGACAGUCCCAGUUACAAUCACUUAUGACCAAGGAGACACCAGGGAACAGGCAUCGGUGGUAAUAACAGUUGAACCAGAAGGACCAGUCUACACCGUGAACGUCGACGGAAGACCGAGGUCGAAACGAUUCCUAGGUUUAAGCGGGGCUGGCGACAACUAUUCGCUCGGAGAUCGAUCAACCCACCCUAUCCACAAGACUACAAGUCUACCAGCUGUGUUACCAUCAAUGGGAUAUGAAGAAGAAACGAAAGCAGGCUACAGAGACCACAUGAAUGACUCAAAUGAUUCAGGAGUGCUGUUUGACUUGACGACUAAAGUGAUUUUGGCCAAUGUGGAGUACCUCUUGUUCCCUCCGAACGGGAAGAACUCUCCCGUUAAAAAGAUGUGUAUUCUGAAGAACAAUUCAAGCCAUGAUGCUAUUCUCCGAUUAUCUAUUGUAGAGAAACGGUUUACCAUUGUAGCAGUUCAUAAAAAUGAAUCCCUGCAUCCGGAGAAGAGUGGGGACACGUUCGAACUAGGUCCACAGGACGUUCUGAAAAUCAUCGUCACCUUUUUUGACUCUCAAAAGGGUCCGCAGAAACAACUGGACUUGAUCAGAGGACAGCUAUCUGUUAAGACAGUUUUUAAAGAAACCUCACUUCUGAAUUCGAGCAGUGCAAUAGGUUUGACAACCAGCUCGUUUGGCGAUACUAUCAACCACCACCGGUCGCCGUUCGGAGAAUUGGUUGCAAAUAACCACUCGCAAUUCAAUCGCUUAAUGGUUGCAUCACAAGAUUACACUGUGUCAACUCACUUUGUUAGCGAUGAUGAAGACUCAGAUAGUCUUAAGUUGCCUUUAAUUGGUUACAGCGGAAGUUCGAGCAUCAAUGUAACAUUAAAACGGGAAGCGAAUGUGGAUAGUUGCUGGAAUCUAGCAGCUACGGUUUCCGUGCAGAACACUGGAGACCGCUUUGCGUAUGUAGCGGUAACGUCUCAGCAUGCAAUUGAAGCCUCUCCUCGCUGUUUCUCUUUGAGGCCCAAAGAUGACGUUCAAAUUGGUAAAUUGAUUUUAAAACCGGGAGUGAAUGGAAAUAUUGUGGAAAUCACGUGGGGAGAUGCUAUUAUCAAGCAACUGUACGAGAAGUUCUGCCACACUAAAUGUGUCUAUGCCAGCAAACAAGUGCACCAGUUUCUCGUUGCGCCUUACCCUGCUACUGACUCGCAAAAUCAGAACAACCAUUUGCCUUCGAAAGAAGACAUGCCUCAUUUGGACCCCUCGGAUCUAAUAGGGAAUAUCUACACGACCGAAGUGAAAAUAGGACCCGAAGUGACGAAUCCGAAAAAUUUGAAAAUGGGAAGUGUAGUCAUGCGAGAUAUUUCUAUCAAAGGUGAGUCACCUUACAGUGACAUGGCAAUGCACCCAAUGAGCUUUGACAAACCGACCGAUGCUGAUUUUCCGCUACUGGUUUCUACUCCUCCAGAGCCGACAAAGGUCGCGAUCGGAAUGGCCAAGCAGAUAAAACCAAAAUGUGAUCCCAUUAAUUUUACAAUCGAUGCCCGUAAUAUUGUAAUGGAACUAAGCAAUACCAGUUUUAACUACAAAAUGCGAAAUUUUUGCAAGAUUGUAGGAUCUUUUACGGUGGCUAACAGUCAUACGGAAUUUCCCUUGGAGUGCGAGAUGACGUGUCAAGACGAAUCAGUGCUCAUUCAGCCGACUGUGUUUCUAGUAGAACCGAAAGCUAGCCAAAAAGUGUUCGUUCAAGCAUAUAUUCAUAACAGACAACUGCCUGAUUUGAAUAUUUACGGCGACAACAGCUCUCUGGAUUCAAAAAAGUGGAACGAGAUUCGUGCUGCGAUGAAGUUUGAUGACAGGAAGGAUGGCAAAAUUAGAAGUCCCUAUGACGAAGCGAUUAAUCUCUACUUGCCAGGAAGUUUCUACAACCAGAAAUUGGCUACUCAUUUGGAAAAACCAGAAGAUGUGCAUAAUCUUGUUGACAGUGAAGACUCGAAUGUAAGUGUUCCGUUGUGGCAACUGACCCUCUCCGAUUCACGCUUCGGUGAUUGCUCAGAAUUGUUUGUGAAGUUCAAAAACUGCUACGGAGAGAGAGUCAAAUGGACGCUGAAGUCUCUCUUCACAUGUGUCAUGACAGUCGCCCUCAAUCGAACUUCGAUGCAUUCCCCUUCGAAAGCACUGUCAGCUGAGGCACAAGAGAGGUCGAGCACCAAACUGGGCCUGUACAGAGUGAAAUAUCCGGUGUUCAGACUGGAGAAGACCUCGGGGUUCCUGAACGAAGGAGAGACGGCAGUGAUUAGGUGUGAGUUCUGGCCCAUUGAGAUCGGUAAAUACAGUCAGCAUUUUGAGCUGAAGCUGGUUUCCAGGUGGAAGGGAGAAGAGGAGUUGAAGAAAACCCAUCGGCUCAUUUUGAAGGGAGCUGGAACCAAUUUGAGUCGCGGGAAGAUGCUGAAGGAUGCCUCGCCGAAGAAGAGGCUGGAGAGAAUUGAGUUCGUGUCGGAUUUGCCGAAGGAGACGAGGGAAAAAUUUUUAGUCACGAUAGACGAAACAGGCGAGAAGAUAUCAUACGAGCCUACAGUAGUCGGCACUCAAGUCAGAAAGUUCGUUUACAUCAAAAACGCAGACGGAAAAAAGCAGCAUAAUGUUUGUUUUUUAAACCCUGAGCCACCCUUCGUUGUUAACCAUGAAAGCUACGUUAUUGGAGCUCGGAGAAUUCUGAAGGUGCCAAUUAUUUUCAAACCAACAGAGCCGGGAACGUUCUCGUGUUUCUUCCUGGUAAUAACGGACACCACCUUGAAAAUGGUUCUACCUGUAAUACUUCAUGGAACUGCGGUUGACAAACCAAAGCAAUUAAAAUUUGCAAGCGAGCCGCUCGCGCUGUCUACAGAACAACUUGUAGCCGCGUCACCCAAGUUCGAAAGAGAGGAAAACUCUGCCAAAAGUGAAGAGUCGAUUGUUAUCCCAGAACACAGCAGCCUAUCCAUUACUGUUUCGGAGCCCAUCUCAGCCCGAAGAGUCAAUUCGGGGUCUAAGAAGUCGUCACCGAGUAGUGUGCUGUCGGUUAUGGCUGAUUCGGAUAUAACGGAGAUAGUGUCCGAGUGUGCGUCGGUGAGUGUCGUGGAAACACAAUACGAGACUGCAGCUGUUUCUGCAGUGCCCGUUUCAAGUGAAGAUUCCAUUGUUGAUAUAGCAAACCCCGAUGCUGCUUCUUAGAUUUUAACUGCAACGCAAUUUGAGCUUAAUCCUCCAUUUUGCUCGAGAAGUCAAUUAUUUGUUUGUCUCAUUUGGACUUGCUCAGACCAAUAUCUGUUUUAUGCAUUAGCUAAAAUUUGACUGGAAGACACUUUGAUCAAGUGCAAUAUUUGACAGUUCAUGCUGUUUUGAGCCUGAAAAGAAACGCCGUUUGUAUAACAUAAUCGCUCCUUAGCGGAAAUUGACUUUGAAGUUGUUUGUGAUGCCCCGCACCGUACUUAUCUCUCUUCUGAUUCUUGCCACUCUAAACUGGUGCUAAUUAAAUGAUGCAAUACUUCCUUAUAUUUUGAAUUAUGAUAUUUAGUCGUAAACAUGCUUUUAGUUUUCUGUUUAUUUGACCAUUUCCCCUAAAUUUAAUCUGAAACUCAUGGUUCUGUAGAUGAGAUUUUACGUGGAAAGGUGGUAAAAAUUGUGUUUUGUUUCAGGUUUCAAUUGAUAUAUGCUGAUUUACAUGACGUUUGUGUUAAUGAACAA